Molecule: messenger RNA, 2190 nt
Organism: Lachancea fermentati
Lineage: Eukaryota; Fungi; Ascomycota; Saccharomycetes; Saccharomycetales; Saccharomycetaceae
Source: the annotation of a GenBank genome assembly
AUGGACGUCAACACUCUCUCGCAGAAAUUGAACGAAGAUCUUAAGCUUGAAAUCUCACCGGGAGAUUAUAUUCAUAGCGUUGAUCAAAUAUUUGAAGGCUCCUAUGGUAAUGAAAUUGACCCCGGACAAAUACUUGUUAGAGCGUUCCAGGAUCACAGAGCAUCAAAUGGACAUAUACAAGAACUUGUUCGUUCAAAUGUGAGCAAGGCUUUGAACGUUUUCUCGCAGUGCGGAAGCUCGACUAUUCCUGUAAUUGCAGAGUGUUUUAACGAGACGUCUGAUUCGCUACCCUUACUGUGGGAAAUCCGAAGAAGACUCCGUUGCAAUGAUAUCCACACUGAGUAUCUUCUCUCGCUAACAAUUCAACUAUUGAAUAAGUUUAACUAUGAUUUUGAGAAUGUGAGAUUUUUGGUACGGGAAAUAUCUCUGAAGAUGGACCAAGAGGCGGUUAGACCCCUUGCACUGGUAAUAUUUGCCAUUUUGGACAAGCAAUUCAAGCAGUUGUUCGAUGAUCAUCUAAUUGGAUUCCUAGAGUCGCUUAUAAUUGAAGCCCAGUCUGAGGACAAUGAGAAGACUAUACUAAUAGUAAUUAAUAUACUAACAGAACUCUACCCCGCACUCAGCGCACUAUGCACGCGCAUACUUUUGGGCCAAGAAUUCCAAGAUUUAUUGAAUGAGCGAUCAAAAAGUGAUAAGCGCGUAGCUGCGCGAACUCUGCAGUUACUCUCUAUUGCAUGUGUUGACGAAACUGCCAGAUCCUAUAUAGCAGAGCAUUACCUCGACCUUCUAGAGGAGAGUUUGAAGAUCAAGGAAUUCAAGCUGUACGCAACCUUAGUUUUGAUCAAAACAUGGGCCUUCACAAAGCUAAAGCCGAAUAUUAUUAAUCAACUCGGCCCGAAUCUUAUGGAAACUUUAGAAGAUACCAAUGAAGAAUCAGAAGAGAUCGCAAUAGAAGGUUUGGCGUAUCUAAGUUUGAGGCCCUCUACUAAGGCCUUGAUAAGAGCACACGGAGACAUAUGUUUAAAAAUUAUUGAGAGGAUAAAGGAUGAAAGCGUUGGGUCUACUAAUAAAUAUGGCGCAUUAGUUAUAUGUGCAAAUCUAUCGAAACUCCCUGGAGGGGCCCCCAAUUCGGAGCAGUCAUCGAUGCUGGACUUAAAGUCAUAUUCUGAGUUGAAAACUCCCUCGAAUGAUGCGGCAGAAGAAAAAGAAGAUGAAGACGACAUUAUAGCAUUCAAUCAAGAUUACAUACUAGAUCUUGACGUGAUAGGGGCAUUAAAAACGCAACUUAAACAACUUACUGGGAGUUCGAGACAGCAAGCAGGGCAGAUUUUGUACAAUGUCACUAGAACUAAAGAGAAUAUCAAUGCCUGUAUCAAGCAAGGUGGUGUUGUAAUGGCUUUGGAAAUAUUAGCUAAUUCUGACAUUAAUUCUGACGGACGCGUCUUCGUUCUGAGAGCGCUCACACGGAUGCUCAUUCUUACAAAUCCAGCAACAGUUUUCCAGAGGUUUUCGGCUUUGAACGCAUUGCCUUAUCUGUUUGAACUCCUUCCUGAUCCAGAUGAUUCUGAUAAAGAGUACAGUCUAUCAACGAGAGAUUCUUUUGAAGCACUACUUGCUUUGACAAACCUAGCUACAUUGUCAGACAAUGAUGAUCUUGGCAAGAAAAUCGUUGCGAACCUCAAGUAUUGGCUGAAAAUCGAAAAUUCCAUUGUCGAUGAAACCAAAGAGGUUCGCAGAUCUUCUCUUGAGCUAUGCUGCAAUUUGAUGGCCAAUUCGCUCCAUCUGGCUGUGAAGUUCUUCAAUUUUGACAACCCUAGGAGUGUACGCAAUUUUAAACUUUUAGUUAAACUACUUUAUUUGGAUGACAUCGAAUCACAACGGGCAGUUGCCGCUAUAUUUGCGAACAUUGCUAGCACAGUUCCUUUUAUUGCCCAAGAACUCUCCACGAAAGAAGAGUUAAUUGAAGCUGAGAUUCAACUUUUGCAGACACAAUCCACAGAUCGUGAACUAAGACAUCGGGUGUUGGUGUUCUUUCACAGCGUGCUUACUGCGGCACCUCCAGGAAUAAACUUACUGAAGGGAAGCGACAAAUUUUUGAGAGCAUUGUUAACAGCCAAAACUAAUGAGGGAAGUUCCUCGCAAGAGUAUUCGUCCCUAAUUGAGUCAAUGAUUCAGACCGUUAGACCGUAG